Molecule: messenger RNA, 781 nt
Organism: Carlito syrichta (Philippine tarsier)
Lineage: Eukaryota; Metazoa; Chordata; Mammalia; Primates; Tarsiidae
Gene: CBLN3
Product: cerebellin 3 precursor
Exons: 3
Coding region: 164-781 (205 amino acids)
Molecular function (GO): protein binding
Source: RefSeq, a predicted model, not a curated record
AGAGCUGGGACACAGAGAGGUAUGGAGAGGGGGUGCGGUGGGACCUAGAGGGAGCAGAGGAGCUGGGUGACAGCGGUGAGAGCCUGGGGAGAGGAGCAGAAACAGAAGGGAGAGAAAGGAGGCAGAAGACAGGGGAACUUGUGGGUUGCAGAGCCAUUCAGUCAUGCUAGGAGCCAAGCCACACUGGCUACCAGGUCCCCUACACAGCCCGGGGCUACCCUUGGCCCUGGUGCUUCUGGCCCUGGGGACAGGGUGGGCCCAGGAGGGGUCAGAGCCAGUCCUGCUGGAGGGCGAGUGCCUGGUGGUCUGUGAGCCUGGCCGAGCUGCUGCAGGGGGUCCAGGAGGAGCAGCCCUGGGAGAGGCGCCCCCGGGACGAGUGGCAUUUGCUGCAGUUCGAAGCCACCACCACGAGCCAGCAGGGGAGACCGGCAAUGGCACCAGCGGAGCCAUCUACUUCGACCAGGUCCUGGUGAAUGAGGGCGGUGGCUUUGACCGGGCCUCGGGCUCCUUCGUGGCCCCUGUCCGGGGCGUCUACAGCUUCCGAUUCCAUGUGGUGAAAGUGUACAACCGCCAAACCGUCCAGGUGAGCCUGAUGCUGAACACGUGGCCUGUCAUCUCAGCCUUUGCCAAUGACCCUGAUGUGACACGGGAGGCAGCCACCAGCUCUGUGCUACUGCCCUUGGAUCCUGGGGACCGGGUAUCCCUGCGCCUGCGUCGGGGAAACCUACUGGGUGGCUGGAAAUACUCGAGCUUCUCUGGCUUCCUCAUCUUCCCCCUCUAA